Messenger RNA from Alternaria atra, 2112 nucleotides. RefSeq lists its product as uncharacterized. Gene Ontology annotation, biological process: proteolysis. The record is from RefSeq and is a predicted model, not a curated record. Lineage: Eukaryota; Fungi; Ascomycota; Dothideomycetes; Pleosporales; Pleosporaceae. The coding region runs from base 1 to 2112 and encodes 703 amino acids. Gene Ontology annotation, molecular function: metalloexopeptidase activity; dipeptidyl-peptidase activity. Gene Ontology annotation, cellular component: cytoplasm. The transcript is spliced from 3 exons.
AUGUCCGCCACCAUAGACUCAGAGACGCUCAAGCAGUACCUGGCCGAUAGCCCGCCUACUAUCGUGCCUCUGACCAUCAAGCCUCACUUUGACGCACUGAGCGACAAAGAGAAGCUCUAUGCCCACCAUCUCUCGGUAGCCUGCUUCGCCGGAACACGCGUCGUCCUUCGCCAAGUCUCCCCCGAAUCCGAGCACAUCUACGACUUCAUCGUUGCGCUCCACAAGCACGCCAAGGGCGACUAUGCUUCCCUCGCCAAAGACACUGGUCUUUCUCAGGAAGAGAUUGACGCAUAUCUCGAUUACUCGGCGCAGUUCCUAGGCAAUCUAGGCAACUUCAAGUCCUUUGGUGACUCCAAGUUCGUACCCCGCCUCGAACCGCGGCAGCUGAAGGCGCUCGCGACUGCCUCCAAAGACACACUAGCCAUAUACGAAAAGUUCAGGGACGCCAUAUACAUUGGAAAUGAUGUGGGAAAGCUGCAUCUGGGCUACCCCGGUGCUGGACAUAUCUCAACUUACUACCCCGAUAGUCCCGAUAUCACCAGCGAGCAGAUCUCCAGCGUGAGCGACUUCCUCGAAGGAAAAGGGCUGCUCCCAGAAAACACAAGGGUUAAGAAGACCAGCGACGGCUACGAGGUUCUCAUCGCUUCGGCUUCGAACAACCCAUCGGCAGAGCAACGGGAUCUCAAGGAGAGCGAGUGGACAAUGGACAACGGGCUCAAGGUGAAGCUGGUAUUCGGUGACUACUCCAAAGAGAUGGAAACCAUUGCGCACCACAUUGAGCAGGCGAAGAAAUACGCAGCCAAUGACCACGAGAUCAAGAUGAUGGAAGAAUACUCCAAGAGUUUUAGGACAGGAUCACUACAAGCUUUCAAGGAGAGCCAGAAGGCCUGGGUCCAGGACAAGGGGCCUCAGGUAGAAUCCGACAUCGGCUUCAUCGAAACGUAUCGCGACCCACAUGGCAUUCGCGGCGAGUGGGAAGGCUUCGUAGCCAUGGUCAACAAGGAGCGAACACGGGCCUUUGGCAAAUUGGUUGAGACUGCACCGCAGUACAUUCCUCUGUUACCGUGGGACAAGUCCUUCGAAAAGGACAAAUUCCUCAGUCCCGACUUCACGUCGCUCGAGGUGCUAACAUUCGCGGGCAGUGGUAUCCCCGCUGGAAUCAACAUUCCAAAUUACGAUGACAUUCGACAGAACUUCGGUUUCAAGAACGUGUCUCUUGGCAACAUCCUCUCCGCGAAAGCACCGAACGAGAGCGUCCCCUUCAUCAAAGACCGUGAUCUAGAAACCUACCAAAAGUACCGAGAUCCUGCCUUCGAGGUCCAGGUCGGUCUUCACGAGCUGCUCGGUCAUGGGUGUGGUAAGCUGCUGCAGGAGACGGAGCCAGGCGUUUUCAACUUUGAUAAAGAGAACCCUCCGAUUUCACCCCUAAGCGGCCAGCCAAUAAAAUCUUGGUAUAAGCCUGGUCAGACUUGGGGAUCGACAUUUGGUACUAUCGCUGCAUCCUACGAAGAGUGCCGUGCCGAGUGCGUCGCCAUGGCGCUCUCGUGUGAAUUCCCCAUACUGCAGCUGUUCGGCUUUGGCGACGGCAAAGCCGACAUGAGUAGCGAAGCGGGAGACGUCCUGUUUACCGCAUACCUCCAAAUGGCACGUGCGGGCGUUGCAGCUCUGGAAUUUUGGGAUCCCAAGAGCAGAAAAUGGGGUCAGGCCCACAUGCAGGCCCGCUUCUCUAUCUUGCGCACAUUUCUGAAUGCUGGUGUCGAGUUUUGUCAGCUGGAAUGGGAGAAGGAUGAUCUUUCCGACCUGACCAUCCGCCUUGAGCGUGACCGCAUCCUAGAUCUGGGUCGCCCUGCUGUGAAUGACUACCUCCAGAAGCUUCACAUCUACAAGGCUACUGCAGAUGUCACAGCUGCGAAGAGGAUGUAUGAUGAAAUUACCAGUGUCGAACCCUUCUACGAGAACAUGGUCCGACCAGCCGUUCUGAAGAAGAAGAUACCAAGGAAGGUGUUUGUCCAGGCAAACACAGUCGAAAAGGACGGCAAGGUCGAUUUGAUUGAGUACGAAGCAACCAACAAGGGCAUGAUCCAGAGCUGUGCGGACAGAGAGUACGUUUGA